This is a messenger RNA of Xiphophorus couchianus (Monterrey platyfish), 1440 nucleotides long. It is a transcript of the gene pgap3, whose product is annotated as post-GPI attachment to proteins phospholipase 3. The coding region runs from base 175 to 1170 and encodes 331 amino acids. Gene Ontology annotation, cellular component: endoplasmic reticulum membrane. Gene Ontology annotation, biological process: GPI anchor biosynthetic process. Gene Ontology annotation, molecular function: hydrolase activity, acting on ester bonds. The transcript is spliced from 8 exons. The record is from RefSeq and is a predicted model, not a curated record. NCBI's taxonomy places the organism in Eukaryota, Metazoa, Chordata, Actinopteri, Cyprinodontiformes, Poeciliidae.
CCUGCUCUUAUUCGGAAGACAGGACGGAAACACUGCAUUGAAUCCGUGCUGCUGUUUAUCGGGUUCAACCCCUCCGUCUCGGAAUGAGCCAGUGUUGAUGUCCGGCGCCGGGCCCGUUUAGCCGCCGUCACCCCGCCGUGCCUUCGUGAUCCUGGCGGGCCCGAACCACCCGCCAUGGCCUCGGCGUUCCCCCGCUGCACAUCUGUCAGACUCCCCAUGUCUGUCGCCGCCAUCCUUCUGCUGAUGUCGGUGACCGCUGUGCAGUCCUCCCAAGGGGACAAGGAGCCGGUGUACCGGGACUGCGUGAAGCUGUGUGUCCGGACGAACUGCACCGGAGCCCGGCUGCUGGGUUUCGAGUCCAGCCAGCCGCACUACAUGGCGCUGACAGGUUGGACGUGUCGGGACGACUGUAGAUACCAGUGCAUGUGGACCACUGUUGGACUUUACCAGGCUGAAGGAUACACAGUUCCACAGUUCCACGGAAAGUGGCCGUUUGUGCGCAUCUUGUGCUUCGAGGAACCUGCAUCUGCGCUGGCGUCUCUGCUGAAUGGCUUGGCCUGCCUGCUGAUGAUGCUGCGCUACCGGAGCACGGUGCCACGCCAGAGCCCCAUGUACCACACCAUCAACGCCUUCUCUCUGGUGUCACUGAAUGCUUGGUUCUGGUCUACAGUGUUUCACACCCGGGACACAUUUCUCACGGAGAAAAUGGACUAUUUCUGUGCAACAGCAGUGAUUCUUUACUCCAUCUACCUGUGCUGCGUCAGGACUUUGGGUUUAAGGCGGCCGGGUGUGUCCAGCAUGGUGGGCGCUCUGCUCAUCCUGGCCUUCACCUCCCACGUCUCCUACCUGACGUUCAUCAGAUUUGACUAUGGAUACAACAUGGCCGCCAACGUGUCCAUCGGCAUGGUGAACAUGCUGUGGUGGUUCUGUUGGUGCUGGCAGAACCGGCGGACUCUCCCCUACUGGUGGAAGUGUGGCCUGGUGGUUCUGCUGCUUCAUGGCCUGGCCCUGCUGGAGCUGCUGGACUUCCCGCCGCUGCUCUGGAUCCUAGACGCCCACGCUGUGUGGCACCUCAGCACCAUCCCAGUGCACUUCCUUUUCUACAGUUUCCUGAUAGAUGACAGCCUCUAUUUACUGAACACAGAGAAGUUGGGGGUUAAAGUUGAGUAGGAGGAGCGGCGCGCCUCUUCAUCGCUCACAGAAGCCGCUCCGCCUCCCAGAUGACGCCGCUCACCACACCUCUGACUCGCAUCAAAGUACACUUCGUUUACAUAUUCUUUAUUUAACAUCCAUAUAUGUUUUACUUUGCCUUGCACUGUCAUGUGUGCUACAGUCUUAUCACAACUGCACAUUUUGAGACACGUUCAAGGGGGGAAGUACUUGAAAAGAGAAAGAAAUGCCUGAAAUGAAUGAAUGAAAUAAAUCCCUUCACCUCUGAGA